AUUGCAAACAUCAAUUUUCUACGGAGGUUGUGAGCAGUUUCUGCCGUCCUGCACCUGCUUCCCUUUCUCCAGUCAAUUUUAAAAACAUGAAGCUUGGGACCACAAUGAAGUGUGAAGAUCACAGGCAUUGCUCUCUCCACUUAAGUGUCAAGGCAAACCUGCAACUUAAUGAAAAUAGUUAUGGUGUUCGAAUUUGUUAUUUCCUGAUGGUUACUCAAAAAUCCAGGUGUGUGAAUGUGAAGAUUUCCAGGGGGGAAAAUGCCCAUCCUGAGGGAAAUAAGGUGAAAAUACAAUUUAAUUGCUUUGAAGUCAGUGUGGGACAACAUCUUUACGUAACCAUGACAACAAUUCCAAAUUAUUGUGGAGUUAAACAAGAAUAUUAUGUUGAAGACUGCAGAAACAACGAUGUGGGGAAAAAUAUUCCAGAUUGUUUUGUGAGCAAAAUGGCUUAUAAUGUGGACAGAACAAGAAAAACCAUUUCAGUGAAUAUUUCAGAUGUCCAAAACAUAGACUGUUAUGUCCGUUUAUGUCAUCAAAGAUUUGUAUGUGAAGAUGUGGGGCCUGUCACUUUGAUUCAGGGAAAGGAUUUGAUGAAAUCUGUUUCUUUGCAAUACACUCAGCUGCUGCCUUGUCUAUGUAUUGAGGUGUGGCCAGCGAUUUUAGAUGCACGAAGAAUGCAGUUGUGCCCAUUCAAGAAUGAUACUGAGACCCUGUGGGAUAAUAUUGUUUAUCAACCUGCCACACAAACACUGACUUGGGAAGCUGUCUGUCCUGUUCAUGUUACUGUCAGCCUUUGUCAACUGAUGAAGAUUAAUGAUCAGUGUGUUGAUCUAGAGGGCACUGUCAACAUCGUUACAGAGAAAGUGAAAUAUUCCCGAGUUGAUACACAUCCAAGUCUUUGCAUGAAGUUUGCAACUGAGGACAACAUCUGGGUUAAAUGCCCAUUCAAUCAUGGACAAUUUCAAGCUUGGAAAAUGCGACUUGCUGUGAUAGAACAACAAAUAGAAGUUUCUUUCAUGUCACAUUUUGAAGCAGAGUUUUCAGUACUUGUAUGUAACAGGACCAAUUUGCAUUCAUGCAACUCUACUGGGACCCUCAAAGCCUUUUCAGUGGGUGGAUUACGUUUACCAUCUGUCAACAUUUCAGGGAAACCUUGUGGCUCAAACGUCUGCAUUAAGGGCUGGAGGACAGAUGUGGACUAUUCUGUUUCUUCAUACGUCUGUGAUUUACCCUGCAACUCUUCUACUGGGACUCAAGAAUAUUAUGAAUAUUCCUUAAGCAUCCUCUCUCUCAUAGCAUUUCUUGCCAUAUUUCUAAUCAUGUUGGCUCUCCUUGGACACAAACUUUUGUCAGUUAAUUCUAGGAAGACUUAUGAAGAAAAAAGUGUAAUACACAUGAUAAUACACAGGAUGAAAUAGCACCAUUUGUUUUAUGUAUGAAGAAAAGCAGACAACUUAGCAGAAUGUCGUCACUUUCUCAGUUUUAACAAGUAAUUGAAAGAUUUCUCUACUGUAAAGAGUUACAUGUGUAAAUAAUCCUCCUGUGCCAGAGGUCUUCCUUGACUUCAGUAACAUAGGAAUAAUUUUUUGUGAGGAAAAUUCCUUACCCUCUGCCCUAUUGUCUCCCUUGCUGAAAUAAUUUGAUAACAAAAAGUCUUUCUGUAAACAAUGUGAGUUUCUCCUGAAUCAAUGAUGGUGCCCUAUAUAUUUGUGGAACGUGUUCCUACCAACAUAAGAGGAGGAAUUGGAACCUGGACAUUUCAUACAUAAUUGAUAGUUUUAUUCUCACCCUGAUGAUGAUCAAUUCCAUGAAAUAAAUCAUGACAACAGCACUGUCAGUAUAGUUCAUGGCAUUUUUAAACACUACGGUAUAUAGGAUGAAUCUAUGAUAAAAUAUGCCCUGUAAUGUAAAAAAAAAAAAUCACUGAUCUCUAUGAUUCUUUCAUGUUUUAUAUACCUUCCUCUUUGAAGAUCAUUCCAUUCAGAAUAUUACUUUCUAUUAAGAGAAAUAAAUAUGUUAGGAAAAUAUGUAAGUUCCAGAAAUUGUUUGUUCUUAAACAAGUUCUUAAAAAGUACUGCCGUGGAUAGAAACCUAGCACUUAGACACUGAUUAGGUUUACUAGAGAAUUGGAUUUAUGUAACUGGCAGUGACACAAUAUUUUCAAUGAUUAAAGUUUUGAGCAUACUUUAGAUAGAACUGAGUUCUAUUAAAUUCUGUGGGACAUGUGUCUGAUUUUACUUCUUAUGUAUGGGUUUCAAAAGAGUCUGUUAUUGAUUAGUGGGCUGUUCCUAUGAACUGUCCAUCAUUUGUUUCCUACGAUCUAAGCUAACUUUGUCAGACCAUUUCAAUGUUUAAUGGCAUUAGGGUAGCAUCUUUUCAGAGUAACAAAUAUUCUAGAAAAGCAUUAACAUAUGUGAGUACAGCUCACUUAAUCAGAUUACAUCUGAUGAAGUUUAUGCCUCUUAAUGUUUUGUUAGUAUGAAAAGUGCUACCAAACUCCCAAAUUUGGCUACCAUAGAUCAGUGUUUGUCAACCUUGGAUGCAUGGAUUUCAACUCCCAAAAUUCCCCAAUCAGCAUGGUGGCUGGGGAAUUCUGAGGGGGUUGAAGUUCACAUAUUUUAAAGUUGCUGAGGUUGAGAAACACUACCAUAGACUAACAUGGGUCUUCUCUUACAAGGUUCACAGGAAUGCUCCAUUUACUAUUACUCUUUUUCCUCCAGCAGUCCUUCUAAAAGCUUUUCACCCUGGUCUACAGCAAAAUCUGAACUAGGGGAAAAAAUGUGAGGAAAAGCAAGGGAACUAGUGGAGGAAUAUAAUAAAAAAGCAGUAGUUUAUUGAGUUCCUUAAUAAGGUGGAGUCUGGUUAUACAAUACCAUCUCCAGCUGUGCUACCCUUGCCUAAGCUAAGCUUAUGUAUGGGCUAUGUGUAGUAUUCAUGUGUGAUUUUUCUUUACAUUCAAAUUAAACUUUGGACUAGGAUUUGACUUUUAGGAUUUUAAAUUAUUGCAGUAAUAUGCAAAAAAUGUUUAUCUUUCUAAGAAAACUGUAUUACUGGUAUUGGCCACAAGGAGAUAUUUGGACCAUGUUUAAAUAACUUUGUAAAGUAUUUAAUAUUUAACAGAAAUCCAAAGGAUGUGGGGAAACUUUAUUUUAUGUUCCCAAAUGAGUAGCUAUAUUAGUGUUUUGCAGUAAAAGAGACAGUAAGAACAUGUGUUCUUUCAUGCCAAUGUUUUAUAUACUCCUGUCAAUAUUUAUACUUG
Messenger RNA from Protobothrops mucrosquamatus (brown spotted pit viper), 3259 nucleotides. RefSeq names its product putative interleukin-17 receptor E-like. Lineage: Eukaryota; Metazoa; Chordata; Lepidosauria; Squamata; Viperidae. The record is from RefSeq and is a predicted model, not a curated record. The transcript has 17 exons. The coding region runs from base 87 to 1418 and encodes 443 amino acids. Gene Ontology annotation, molecular function: interleukin-17 receptor activity.